Messenger RNA from Trichogramma pretiosum, 954 nucleotides. RefSeq lists its product as uncharacterized. The coding region runs from base 1 to 954 and encodes 317 amino acids. The record is from RefSeq and is a predicted model, not a curated record. Lineage: Eukaryota; Metazoa; Arthropoda; Insecta; Hymenoptera; Trichogrammatidae. The transcript has a single exon.
AUGGCGUGGAACUUGGACACGGACGAACUCGGAUUCCAGGUCAGCGUGAAGGGCGUGUCGGAAGCGAUUCUCAGUGGGAAAAAAAAACCAACUAAGCGUCAAUUUUUGAGCGUUAUAAUGUCCGUAUAUGACCCACUGGGAUUGCUCACGCCAGUCACGCUGAGUUCGCGGAUUGUGAUGCAAGCCGUGUGGCGCAGUGGUGUGAAAUGGGAUGAAAAACUCCGGGACGAGGAACAUGACAUCUGGAAAAAUUGGUUGAAAGCGCUUGAAGCCGCACGGAAUUACCGCGUACCGCGUUGUCUCGAACCUAGAACGCGAUCAUACACUCACGUAGAAUUACAUGUAUUUUGCGAUGCGAGCCUGGAAGCGUACGCAGCCAUGGCGUACGCACGCUUUAUAGAUAAAGACACAGUGGUCGGGAUAUCACUCAUCAUGUCGAGAGCCCGCGUGGCACCCCUCAAACCUUUGACCAUUCCGCGUUUGGAGUUGCAAGCGGCAUUGCUCGGCGCGAGACUGCGCGAUACGUUAAUAAAAGAAUUAGACUUUGACUUCAGCCGUAAAGUACUGUGGUCCGACUCCACGACGGUAUUGCACUGGAUCAGAAACGAGCCUUGCACAAAACAGACGUACGUCGCACAUAGAUUGGGCGAAAUAGGGGAUUUAACGCGAGCAAACGAGUGGAGAUGGUUGCCGUCCAGGGCCAAUCCGGCUGAUAAAAUCACACGGUGGACGUGGAGUAACGAGGAGUCACUGGCCCAAUGGGCCACGGUACCGGCAUUAUUAUACCAAUCGGAACAAUCGUGGCCGGUCGAGAAGGCAUUGAGCGCGAACGCCAAGGACGAGGCAGACCGUAUUGAGAAACGCCCAGCCCUCGUGUUCCAUGCAAAUUUGGAGGAAUUACCACUCACAACGGUUAGACGAGCAUUGGGGUGGAAGCCGUCUGGCGGGAUUUAG